Messenger RNA from Triplophysa rosa, 3451 nucleotides. It is a transcript of the gene pparaa, whose product is annotated as peroxisome proliferator-activated receptor alpha a. The record is from RefSeq and is a predicted model, not a curated record. Bases 1226 to 2635 code for a protein of 469 amino acids. The transcript is spliced from 7 exons. NCBI's taxonomy places the organism in Eukaryota, Metazoa, Chordata, Actinopteri, Cypriniformes, Nemacheilidae. Gene Ontology annotation, molecular function: RNA polymerase II cis-regulatory region sequence-specific DNA binding; zinc ion binding; nuclear receptor activity. Gene Ontology annotation, biological process: hormone-mediated signaling pathway; negative regulation of transcription by RNA polymerase II; cell differentiation. Gene Ontology annotation, cellular component: nucleus.
AUUAAGGUUCCCUUAUCUGAUGCGUUCCGUGCACGUCUGUGUCCAUUUGUUGGUUUAAUGCCAAAACAGCGGAGAGAAGCAGGCAUGCAGGGUGUGUGUGUGGAUUUGGACUUUGGCCCUGGAAAGCGUGCAUGUAUUUAUUGGCAGCUGGUGGAAGAGAACGGUGGAUUGUGAUCUGGUAAGCAUUGAUUUCAUUCUACUUUGCUCCGUGCUUGGGUGAUGAUUUUAACAUCAUUUGCCGUUGUGUUGUCUGCUUCGAAUAAAGGCCUCCAAAUGUAUUCUUGGCCAUUUUGAGGGGUGAAGUAUUUCUCUGUGGUUUUCCUUAUCAUAUUAAACUGGCUUUGUGGUGCUUUUGUUGUACCUGGUUUUUACAGCGCCCCUUUGGCCUUGACUUGUGAGCAAAUGCCACUGUUGAGCUGGUAGACUUGUCUUCAUUUUUUCUUGCCGCACAUUCGGUCUGGGGAAGAUCUUUCAGUCUUGCAUUUGAAGUUGACAAAAAGUCUUUUGUUUUAUCAACCCUGAAAUCAAUAUUUCUUUUCAUCCUUGCUCUAAAUCAUCUGGCAUGUGGUCACAGAUUAAUCUUUCUACUUGAGAUAUAUUGUCUCCAUUGGGAGUGCAGAGGUUACGCUUCAUCAUUCCUUGCAGGCAGUGGAAAAGUAUUAUACACAGACCUUUGUGCUUACAUCUGUUUCCUUAUUCAGUGCGGAGUUCAGUCCAAGCCGGUUGUGUUUAGCGCACAGUGUGAAAAUAAUGAUGAGUAACCCAAUCGAUGUGAUUGUCUUGGAUCGUUCGGGUAGGAAAUGUUCUUCUGUUAUACACUUACCCAGUUUUAUUUAAGGGUACAGGUGAAACUACAUUUAAAAGCAUUGUGUUCUUGUCAUCGUUUGGUUUUUCUGACGUACUCCCGCUGUAUUGUUUCUGCACGGUCAGUCUGGACAGCCAGUCAAGAACAACAUGGGAGGGUGGGUGUGUGUGUGUGUUGGGGGGCUGAUCAGCCUGUAUCAGUUUCGUCAGCUGUGACCCUCCACAACCGAACCUCUCUUCUUUAGCACGAAGGCCGCAUCCAGCCAGAACGCCGCACAGCUUGUUUUAUUUGUUUAUUGGAACUCAUAAGGAUCCCUUACAUUCAUGUUCACUGUUGCACUUUAACUAGGCUUCUAAUAUGACUGGAGUCUUCAAAUCAUCAGACUGAUGAUUGAUUCAAAGCUUGCCGUGGUCCAGCGCCAUGGUAGAUAUGCCGAGUCUGUACAGUCCUUUAUCCCCGUUGGGCGAUACGAUGCUGGACAGCCCGUUAUGCGGAGAGCUCAUUGGUGACAUACAGGAUCUAGAGGAGAUCUCUCGGUCUCUCAGUGAAGAUACGCUCAGCUCACUUCACAUGCUGGAUUUCCAGAGCUCUGACACUGCUUUAGACAGCUCUACGUGUCUAGAUGUCUUAACUCCAGCUUCCAGUCCAGCCUCAGUCGUGUUAUCAACCAACCCUGCCCAGGAUGAGAACUCCGGCUCUCUCACCCUCGAGUGUCGGGUCUGCGCGGACCGCGCUUCUGGUUUCCACUACGGAGUGCAUGCUUGCGAAGGGUGCAAGGGGUUCUUCAGGAGAACCAUUCGACUCAAACUGGAUUACGACAAGUGUGCACGGAGGUGCAGGAUUCAGAAAAAGAACCGCAACAAGUGCCAGUAUUGCCGUUUCCAUAAGUGCCUUGCGGUGGGCAUGUCCCACAAUGCCAUCCGUUUCGGGCGGAUGCCUCAUUCUGAGAAGCAGAGGCUGAGAGCCGAGCAGGUGAUCGACAGGAAGGAGGAACACGAGACUCGGCAGCCUGAUGCCAAGAGUCUGGUCAGGCUGAUUCAUGAAGCCUACCUCAAACACUUCCACAUGAACAAAGCCAAAGCCCGUGUCUAUCUCACGGGAAAGACCAGCACUCCGCCCUUUGUCAUCCAUGACCUAGACACCCUCCGGCACGGCGAGCAGACUCUGGUCACCCAACUGCUGGGUAACAUGACGGUCGGCGACACCUCAGAUCUGCAGGAGAGAGAAGUGGAAGCUCGGCUGUUUCUCUUCUGUCAGUACACCUCGGUAGAGACGGUCACGGAGCUGACCGAGUUUGCCAAAGCCGUGCCUGGAUUUGCCGCCCUGGACCUCAAUGACCAGGUCACGCUGCUUAAGUACGGCGUGUACGAGGCACUUUUUACACUGUUGGCAUCUUGCAUGAACAAGGAUGGGCUGCUGGUAGCUCGGGGCGGUGGCUUUGUCACUCGGGAGUUUCUCAAGAGCCUGCGCAGACCCUUCAGUGACAUGAUGGAGCCUAAAUUUCAGUUCGCCAUGAAGUUUAACGCAUUAGAGCUUGACGACAGCGACCUGGCACUGUUUGUGGCGGCUAUUAUCUGCUGUGGAGACCGUCCCGGGCUGAGCAACGUGUCACAGAUCGAGAACAUACAGGAGAGCAUAGUUCACGCUCUACAGCGCCACCUGUCGGCCAACCACCCUGAUAAUGCCUUAAUCUUUCCCAAGCUGCUACAGAAACUGGCCGACUUGCGUCAGCUUGUGACGGAGCACGCGGAGCUGGUCCAGGAAAUGAAGAAUACGGAGGACGCAUCGCUUCAUCCGCUGCUGCAGGAGAUCUAUAGAGAUAUGUACUGAGCACAGGAUCUGCUGUGGUGAUGACUCCUUCUCCAGUUCUCAGGAACGCUCCUCUAUCGUCGGGAUAUGAGAUAAAGGAAAUCUUUGAGUAGGUGGAUUACAGACCUGCUUUCAGACAAUGAGGGUCUGGUGAGGAAGUCCUUGGGGUGCACAGCUGCUUUGCAUCAUGCACAGUGGAAACUUUCAUGGGUUUCUGCUCAUUAAUAAUGCACUGACCUUUAUAAGGACACUGCCCACAAUUUACUACUAGACGGCAUCCCAUGAUGCACGGGAAGCCCCCCUUAAGGUAUAGUUCAUGAAGAUUAACACCAUAAAGUCAUGCACAUCACUGCCUCUAUCAAAUAAACCAGGUUUUAGAAACUGCUAGAAAAAACAAAGAUAUUUUAUAACAGUGCUUCUAUUCUGAAAACUGUGCAGUUUGUAAUGCAAUGUACAGUAUGUAAUAUUUUAAUGUUAGAAUUUAAUUUGAAUUGUUUGUUACCUCAUUUAAAAUGCUCAUUAUUUGUAAAAAUCUUUUGUAUGAAACAUGUUAUUGUAGCACUCCAAAUGUAAUAUUAUAGUACAAUAAUGGACUUUAAAAUGUAAGUGUUUGCCUUUUGCAUUUGGGAUGAGUGUUUGCAUCAUCACUGUUUGUUUUGAUCAGGACAGUUUGGAUAUGACCACAUGCUAAACAUCAGAUCUGUUUUUAGAAACUGCUUGAUUGGUAAACUACUGUUUAAUAGGAAUGUCUUUGUAGGUGAAUCAAGGAAAAUACUACCUUACAUAUUUUAUCUUUAGAGCAAACUUUUUGACACAUGCACUUUUGAUCACCAUCGU